AUGGCUGAUGAAAGCCUGUUUGAAACCUACCGGCUCCACUUAAAAACGUUCCCUCCCGUGUGCCAGAUCCUGAUCUGGAACCUGGAGAUCGGGGAGCCGGUGAAGAUGAUCGACUGCCACACCGACGUCAUCCUCAGCAUGUCCUUCAACACGGACGGGAGCCUGCUGGCCACCAGCUGCAAGGACAAGAAGCUGCGGGUCAUCGAGCCGCGCUCCGGGAGAGUCCUCCAGGAGGAUCUGUCGAUGCCGAUCGUGGAGGAGGACAUCGACGGCCUGUCGGGGCUGCUGUUUCCCUUCUACGACGCUGACACACACAUGCUGUACCUGGCAGGAAAGGGGGAUGGAAAUAUCCGCUACUUUGAAAUGACCACAGAAAAGCCAUACAUCCAGUACCUGACGGAGUUCCGCUCCCCGGCCCCGCAGAAAGGACUCGGUGAGUCAAGAUCUGAUCCUCUGAAACGCUCGAUUAACGGUCCUCAGAAAAGAAGGGAGGGAAUUAGAACGGCUUCUGUGCCGGUUUACCGGAGACGCUCAGAGUCAGGAAGGAUAAAACCGGCCCUGUCGGCCAGCGAGUGGCUGAGUGGGAUCGAUAGAGAUCCAGUCUUGAUGUCCCUGAAGGACGGUUACAACCGGCCGAACCAGUUGGUGUUCAAAGCCCCAGUAAAGGAAAAGAAAAGCGUAGUGGUCAAUGGGAUCGACCUGCUGGAGAACGUACCCCCCAGGACAGAAAACGAGCUCCUGAGGAUGUUCUUCCGCCAGCAGGACGAGUUGCGGCGCCUGAAAGAGGAGCUGACCACUAAGGACGUGCGGAUACGGCAGCUGGAGCUGGAGCUCAACAACCUGAAGAACGUUAGCCCCAACAACGUCUGA
Messenger RNA from Menidia menidia (Atlantic silverside), 870 nucleotides. The record is from the annotation of a GenBank genome assembly. NCBI's taxonomy places the organism in Eukaryota, Metazoa, Chordata, Actinopteri, Atheriniformes, Atherinopsidae.